AUGUUACAACUUCGAUUAGUUCCAUACCGAACAAGAAAUCAACAAAGUAACUAAGUGGAACACUUACUUAAGGUCUCACGAACUUGUGAGGUGUGACUUCAUUUCAACGGACAAAUUGGAUUUAGCUGGACAGUCAACAUGUUUGCUGUUAUUCUCGCGGUGCUUGUUCUGGCCGGGUGUCACCUCGUUCUAGGGGUGGUCAGUGUGGGCGUUGGGGUGAUUGCCAGUAUACAAGCAGAGGUUUGGUUGGCCCAUACAGUCUCACCUAUAUGGAGCGGUGGAUUUUUUAUCAUCACUGGAAUACUUGGAUUUGCCUGUGCCAGAAAGAAAACUUCAUAUGUAAUAUUAUGUUUCACGGCGUUUUCUAUAGUGUCACUUGUGACGGCCGUUGUAAGUAUCCAACUGUUGAGAUUGGGCCUAGUAAACCAUACUACAGACGGUCACACCUUCCAGAAGGCCGAAAAGGACAUUUUAAUAAUAAUAGCCCUAGUGGACGCUGGUGCCGAAUGUCUGGUGUGUAUCAUCUCUUCAUUCGUCAGCUGCAGGGUGGCUAAGCUGGCCAAGAAAGAAUUGUUUAAGAAAAGAGAGGGGACUUUUCACGUUCAGGAUGAAGCAUACAUGAAUGGUAUCUAUGGCAACGAUAUCUAUGGCAAUGGAAACUAUGAGAAUGGUAACUAUGUGAGUAACUAUUUUCAAGAGAACAACGCCUUCAUGACUGAUGGCAGUAGGUUUACAUUCAGUGAGCAUGACAUCGAGCUACAGGUAGAGGGGGACAGUGGGGAGACUAUCACCCCGGAGAUUGAUGGACUCAGUGCACCAAUACAAAAACAUAAACGUGAGAAUCCUGAUAAAAAACAUGAGAAAUCAAUUCGAUUUACAUUACCAACUGAUAUAGAAUGUCAAGAAAAUGGAUAGUUACACCAUGAUGAAUAUUACGUGAAUCUAGAUCAUUCCACCCAUAGUGCCUGCACCGAGACUGCUGUAUAUUGUAACUAUAGAAACACAAAGUUCAUCCAUCACCAUGACAACAUGCAGAAAAAUAUACAUCAAAGACAUAAUCAUCACUUUGACAACAUGGAGAAAGUAUGUGGAUUAGACACAUUUCAUCACCAUGGCAACAGAUCAAGGAUAUCAUAAAAUCAUGAACAAUGGAUAGAUAAUCUAUCAAACAUAAAUGUGAAGUAAUAUAACAUGUAUGCGGAUGGACACACUUUACCUCAAAUGCCCAGAGGGAGCGACGGAGCGUAGGAAGCUUACUUGAAAUUGUACACAGAUUCUCACUUUAAUCUGACACAUUAUAUCUCAGAUUAUGUAUGACUUGUAUUUUACAUGCUACCAAUAAAUGCUUUUAGCUGUAAAAGCAUGGAUUUAGGUGUCGAUAACUAAUAGCAUUAUUAGCAAUAUGGUAAAUAUGGAAGUAGUUUGACUUCAGGGAGAAAUUGAGGCAGUCUCAUAUGAUAAGGCCGGUACAACUUAAUUUAAAGGGCUUUAUUUUUCAAGACUAUUUUUUGACAUACACAAAAAAUAACAUGUCAUACAGACUAGGCUUACUGUAAAAAAUUCUAAAAACAUUAUCUCUGAGCAGACAACUAUGUUGUACAGGCUUUACAUAUUUUACAAACAUUUACAAAGAAGUAUUAUUUCAAAUACCAAAUAAAUUGUAUAUAGGAAGUACAUAUUUAUAGAAUAAAAAAAUAAAACAUUGCAAUCCUCUUUUGAUGAGAUCACUAUUUAAAGGUUUAA
This is a messenger RNA of Owenia fusiformis, 1743 nucleotides long. The record is from the annotation of a GenBank genome assembly. NCBI's taxonomy places the organism in Eukaryota, Metazoa, Annelida, Polychaeta, Sabellida, Oweniidae.